Molecule: messenger RNA, 2043 nt
Organism: Pelobates fuscus (common spadefoot toad)
Lineage: Eukaryota; Metazoa; Chordata; Amphibia; Anura; Pelobatidae
Product: myeloperoxidase-like
Exons: 11
Coding region: 1-2043 (680 amino acids)
Biological process (GO): response to oxidative stress; defense response to bacterium
Molecular function (GO): peroxidase activity; heme binding
Source: RefSeq, a predicted model, not a curated record
AUGUCUUCCAAACCAGUCGUUAAGUUUUACCGGCAGCUGCUACUUGCCAACCAACGGAGAAAAUUAAGUAGUAAAAAACUAACUUUGAAAACGUAUGGAAUGUUUCUUGCCAUCAAAAGUAAUCGAUUUGACUUUAAAACUUAUUUCAGCUUGAAGGACUGUGCUUAUAACAAACCACUGCACCUAGCUGAUCUCAUAACAAAUACUUGUCGAUUAAAGGAACCUAAAUGCCUGUGUGCCUCACUCAAGCCACUCAAAAAGGAGAUCAAACUGGUUCAAGACGGAUUAAUCAAAAUCACAGAUGCGCUGUGGAAAUUGAUUUCAGAUUUAACAGGCUGUAUCAUUCCACUUGUUCCCAAAAAGUGUCAGGACAGCCCGUAUCGCACCAUAACUGGAGAGUGUAACAACCGGAAGAAUCCCAGCCUUGGAGCCACCAAUACAAGCUACAAACGGUUUCUGCCAGCUGCAUAUGAAGAUGUCUAUGACCUUCCCCCUGGAUGGACAGACAAGCUGUGGAAUGGGUUCUACCUACCAUUGGUUCGCCGAGUGUCAAAUUUAAUUGUCAGAGCAGAACAGUGGACUAAGGAUUCUGAACGAUCCAUCUGGUUCAUGCAGAUGGGCCAACAAAUUGCUCAUGAAAUUACCCUUUCAUUACCAAGCCCCACAAAGACAGAUUUUUAUGACCGCAGUAACUGCACCACAAAUUGCAUCCGUGAAGAGCCAUGCUUCCCAAUUAAGAUUCCACCAAAUGAUCCUAAGAAUCAUAGUGCCUGUAUACCGUUCAUCCGCUCAGCUCCAGUGUGCAACCUGGAAUCUCCAAAACGUGAGCAGACGAAUGGUGUCACAGCUUUCAUUGACGGUAGCGCAAUUUACGGUAGUGAUAAUCAAACGGCCGAAGAGCUUCGUGACCAUACAAACGAUCUGGGUCUGCUAAAAGUUAACAUGAACUACACAGACAAUGGUCACCCAUACUUGCCAUUUGAUCCAAAUAGUGGAGGUGCCUGUGUUAAUGGUACUCCCUGCUUCAAAGCAGGGGAUUUUCGGAACAGUCAGCAGCCUUUUAUUAUGGUUUCCCAAACUCUUUGGUUGCGACUUCACAACAAUGCAGCUACUCAGUUGCAUAAAUUAAACCCAACUUGGAAGGGAGACACUCUGUAUGAAGAAGCCCGGAAAUUUGUUGGUGGUGUAAUGCAGAAAAUAGUCUUUUAUGACUGGUUGCCCUUAAUGUUGGGAUCAAAGAUGGCUGAAUUCUUACCUGAAUACACAUCGUACCGUGAAUCUUUAAAUCCACAAUUGGCCAAUGGAUUUACACUUGCUCACCGCAUAGGUCAUACACUGGUACCAACUACUGUAUACUGGCUAAAUACAAACUAUGAGGUCACCAGCCAAGAACCACUCCACAAAACCUUCAAUGCCCCAUCGUUCAUUGUGAACAACGGUGGCAUUGAUCCAGUGGCCCGAGGCAUGAUGGUUAAUCUUGCCAAAUUGAAUCUUCAGAACCAAAUGAUGACUGAUGAGUUAAGAGAAUUUCUUUUUCUGCUUCAAACUAAACUAGGAUUCGAUCUAGCAUCUUUUAACAUGCAACGAAGCAAUGAUCACGGUUUACCAGGAUACUUUGAUUGGAGGAGGUUUUGUAAUUUGCCUGCUCCGAGAGAUGUGAAUGAGCUGAGUUUGGUGCUGCAAAAUAAAGAAUUGGCAAAUGAACUUAUGAAACUCUAUGGGACAACUAAAAAUAUUAAUUUUUGGAUUGGUGCAAUUUCUGAACCUUUGGUACCUGGUGGCAGAUGUGGCGAACUGCUUGCCUGUAUACUUGGUCAUCAGUUCAGAGACCUUCGUGAUGCAGACAGAUAUUACUUUGAAAACCCUGGCGUAUUUACAAAAGAACAAAUGGAAUCAAUAAAACAUGUUACUAUGUCACAUAUCACAUGUGAAAACAGUAAUAUUGGAGAAGUCCCAGAAAAUGUCUUCCUGGCAAACGACCCGAACGACUUUGUGAAAUGUGACAAACUAGAAAAAAUGGAUUUUAAUCCUUGGAAAAUGUAA